Messenger RNA from Planococcus citri (citrus mealybug), 628 nucleotides. RefSeq names its product putative nuclease HARBI1. The transcript is spliced from 3 exons. The coding region runs from base 1 to 576 and encodes 191 amino acids. NCBI's taxonomy places the organism in Eukaryota, Metazoa, Arthropoda, Insecta, Hemiptera, Pseudococcidae. The record is from RefSeq and is a predicted model, not a curated record.
AUGAAGAAUAAAAAAACAGAAUUCGGAGCUAAACAUCAUGGAUCUGAAUUAAUGCAUACGAGAAGUUUGAAAUUGAAUUACAAUUAUAAUACAAAACUGAGCAAAGGAAGUGUGAGGAUUCAAAUUCCUAAAACGGUGCCUAUAGUGAAUGACACAUAUGAAAUACGCAGCAUCGACUCGAGACAUUGUGGGCGUGCUCACGAUGCAUCAAUAUGGCAGUUGAGUGAUGCCAGGGAAUACAUUUCCAGAAAGAUCGUCAGAAACAGUCAUCUAUGGCUGCUGGGUGACAGUGGAUAUCCACUGGAGCCUUGGUUACUGGUGCCAUUCAGGAAUCCUGAAACUCUUGGCUUAGUAAAAGGAAGAUGGCGUUGCAUGAAGCUGGAGAGGAGUCUCCACUAUGGACCUGAAAAAGUCUCAAAAAUGGUGAAUUGCUGUGCAGAAUUGCAUGACUUUUGCCUAAGAAUGAACCAACAUAGAUAUCUUACUGAGUCUCUAGGCGGGGAUGCAGUAAUUGAUGAAAAUGAAUGCGAAAUAGUCCAAAAUGAGAUGUUUCAUCUCUCGGAGUCUCGGAGAUGAAAACGGUUUGUAUUGCAUAGAAAGAAUUUUGUAAUAAAAGAUGUAAAUUGUA